AUGGCUCGUAUGUUUCGGAGACACUAGCAGUUUGAAUGGAAGAGUAGGGGAGAUUGAGGACAUGUGAAUGAGUGGGAGCAUCGACAAUUUGGAAAAAAAAAAGAGAACAAGCAAAUCAUUGAUGUUCAUGACUGAAAAAAAACCACCAUGCACCUCCUUGGAAUGACCAUCUUUAGGUGCAAGGAGACGCUGUUUAUGGUUUUUUUUUUUUGAAAAAGAGGCGAGGGUCUCAUGAAGGAUUUUGGUUUUAUUAGUGGAGAGUACUGGCGAUGCAAUGCAAAGUGAGGACCAAAUCGACGGGCAACAAUCUGGGUGUACUGACCAAGUUCAAAUUCGAAAAAAAAAAAAUUGAAUCAUUUGGUCGAGGAAAUCAUGGUGUGCCAGGGUCUUUCCUCCAGCUAUUAUGAUCCGGUCCGCAGUCCCCAGUUCCACGUCUCAGUCUACUCCCUUUCCUCUCCUUUCUUCCAGGAAAAAACCCUCCAACAACUGUUACUAACAAUAUCCCAUCUCUAGCAACCACAAAAGCUUCAGCAGCAAAGAAAGCCGCUCUUAAAGGUACAAACUCCCAAAAAGUCACCAAGGUGAGAACCUCGACCACAUUCAGAUUGCCAAAGACCUUGAAGUUGGCCCGUUCUCCCAAAUACCAGAGAAAAUCCGUACCACACUACAACAGAUUGGAUGCUUACAAGAUCAUCAUCUCGCCAAUUGCUAGUGAAACCGCCAUGAAGAAAGUCGAGGACGCCAACACCUUGGUUUUCCAAGUCGACAUCAAGGCCAACAAGCACCAGAUCAAGGCUGCCGCUAAGGAAUUGUACGAUGUCGAUGUCGACUAUGUCAACACUUUGAUCAGACCCAACGGCACCAAGAAGGCAUUUUUGAAGUUGACUGCUGACCACGAUGCUUUGGACAUUGCCAACAAGAUUGGUUACAUCUAA
This is a messenger RNA of Lodderomyces beijingensis, 935 nucleotides long. Lineage: Eukaryota; Fungi; Ascomycota; Pichiomycetes; Serinales; Debaryomycetaceae. The record is from the annotation of a GenBank genome assembly.